Molecule: messenger RNA, 1442 nt
Organism: Didymodactylos carnosus
Lineage: Eukaryota; Metazoa; Rotifera; Eurotatoria; Philodinida; Philodinidae
Source: the annotation of a GenBank genome assembly
AUGCGUUCCGUGGUGUCACGUUCAUUGUCAUAUUCUUCAAAGAAUUCCUUGGGAAACCGCAGUGUUCUUGUUGUGGGCGCAGGCGUUGCCGGUCCUGUCCUAGCAUAUUUCCUUCAUCGUUUUGGUGUGCAGCCCGUGGUUGUUGAGCGUGCGCCGCAACUACGUACAGCUGGUCAAACUAUCGACGUACGCGGUGCAGGGAGAGAAGUUGUACGGCGCAUGGGCGUCGACAGCACAAUUCGCGAAAAGAUCGCUAGAGAGGACGGACUGGCCUUUGUCGAUAGCGCAGGGCGCACACGAGUUACGUUUGCUAGUGGCAAUAUUCGCGAGUUCGACUUGGUAAUUGGUGCUGAUGGCAUACGAUCAAAAACUCGACGUCUCGUCUUCAGUGAUAAGUCGCCAAUCCAUUAUUUAAAUAUGUAUACUGCAUAUUUUACUAUUCCCUACAGUCAGUCAGAUGGCACUUGGGCACGUUGGUACAAUGCCCCAAAAGGACGAACGGUGCUGAUCCGCCCAGAUAAUCAGGGCACAACGCGUGCAUUCUUGUCAUUUCGCAGCUCUCAACGUGGCUACGAAGAUCUCGAUCCAGACAUGCAAAAAGAGCUUCUACAAAAGAUAUUCGCAGACGCAGGGUUCGAAACACCUCGAAUACUGAGUGGGCUGAUGAAUUCAAAUGAUUUUUAUUUUGAAGCUAUCGGGCAGGUCAAAAUGGAUCAAUGGUCACAGGGACGAGUGUCCUUAGUGGGUGACGCAGGUUAUUGUGCCUCGCCAAUCAGUGAUAUGGGAACAAGUCUGACUUUUGUUGGCGCUUACAUCCUUGCUGAAAUAUGUGCAAUUUCACAUUCAUCAACGACAGAGAUUGCACGUUGUUAUAAACAGCUAAUUGAAACUUUAUCAAAAACACCCGAGGCAACGGAUUUGAAAAGUCUUGUGCCACGUUUUUGUAAUCAUCUUGGAUUUAAGGAGGAAAGGUUAAUCCGGAAAACUGCUCAGCAUAUUGCAGAAAAAGCAUCAGAACUAUGUAAUAUACAAAGUCGAUCACAACAGCCAUUGUUAGUGCCUGCAUUUAUAUGGUUGCGAUUGCGUGUGGUAAAGAGAGACCAUUGAAAGAUAUUCAACAAGCAACUAGUGCGACGACUAUACGUCAAGCAUAUCAGAUUCUGUUCACAAAAGUCACAGAACUAUUUCCACAAGAUUUUCAGUUUAACUCUUUUACCGUCAGAUUUUCCUACUUUAUCAAAUAGAAAAGCGAAGAACACAUAAUUGACGUCGAACUCGUCGGAUAAAAAUACGAAAUGUUUGCAACGAAAAUGACGCGGAACUGAAUGAUUUUGUUCCUUUGGUUCUGCUUCGUUGGCUGCAAGUCAGGCCUCUGUUACACACUUUGUUUUUCAUAUGUUAUCUAACGUAAUAUAAAGUAAGUCUCAUAGGUGUUCGUGGUU